GCUGCCCUUGGCUUGAGAAAGGGGUUUGUAUACCCCGAAACGUCGCCCUAUGGGCUUUGCAGUGGGACUGACACGAAAGAAAAUGAAAUGAAUGCAUUUUUUUUGUUGUACAAAAGCUCAGCAAACUAUUGGAAGCCUCUCCUACUUCACACUACCGUUCCACUGAUUGGUUGUUCUCUGUUCAGCCAAAGAGGGUUAAAUAGAAUAGAAAAUAUUCUACAGUAAGAACAAGGCAACAAUUAAAGGAGAGAAAGCAAGAGCACAAGAUCCAGAUUGUCCGGCAUACCUCAAAAUGCUAAAAUUUGAAGAAAAUAUGAUAAAAGAUGAAGACAUUGAAAUGCUUCACAGUGUGGUCUCCUUUCGAGGGGUGCCAAUGGCAAAAAUGAAUGUCGAGAACUGGGAACCGGUGGAGUACUUUCAAGCCAGGCAUGAUGAUGUAGUUCUGGCCACAUAUCCAAAAGCAGGAACCACCUGGGUAAGUGAGAUUCUGGAUAUGAUUUACAAUGGUGGAGAUCUAGAGAAAUGCCAACGUGACACCAUAUAUAACCGUGUUCCAUAUAUGGAGAUCCGGAUUCCCGGAAUGCCUUCAGGUGUAGAUCAACUGGAGCUCUUAGCUUCUCCGAGGCUGAUUAAGACACAUCUUCCCAUCCAGCUGAUGCCAGAGUCUUUCUGGGAGAAAAAAUGCAAGGUUAUUUAUGUUGCUCGAAAUGCCAAGGAUGUGGCUGUCUCCUAUUUCUUUUUCCACCAGAUGGUCAAGGCCUUGCCAGAUCCUGGGCCCUGGGACAAAUUCUUAGCUGAUUACAUGAAUGGGACAGUGUCCUACGGUUCCUGGUACGAUCACGUUAAAGGCUGGUGGGAAAAAAGAAAACAGUAUGGAAUCCUGUAUUUAUUUUAUGAAGAUUUAAAAGAGGAUCCAAAGAGAGAAAUAAAGAAAAUACUGCACUAUUUAGAGAAGGAGUUGAGUGAUGAAGUUCUGGAGAAGAUUGUUCACCACACUUCAUUCCAAGUAAUGAGCAAGAACGACAUGGCAAAUUAUAAAACCAUUCCAAAUGAUAUUUUGAACCAGACCAACACUGCCUUCAUGAGAAAGGGAGAAGCUGGAGAUUGGAAGAAUCAUUUCACUGUAGCUCAGAAUGAAGCGUUUGAUAAUCAGUACCAGGAACAGAUGUUGGGGACAAGUCUACAUUUUAGAACUGCGAUCUGAGGCCUAUAGAAAUAAGUCUAACUCAUCUAUGUUUUUUAUGCUCUGAAUCUAUGAAACUUGUUUGAAUAAAAUAAAAAAUGUAGUUGAUUAAA
Molecule: messenger RNA, 1296 nt
Organism: Xenopus laevis (African clawed frog)
Lineage: Eukaryota; Metazoa; Chordata; Amphibia; Anura; Pipidae
Gene: sult1e1.L
Product: sulfotransferase family 1E member 1 L homeolog
Source: RefSeq, marked provisional